AUGUCGGGGAAAUCUCCAGUAGACGCAGGCGAUAAUGCGGAAGAAAAACGUGGGUAUAAGUGGUUCGGACAAGCAUUAUUCUAUAUGGCCUCAUUUUUCGAAGGCUACGAUCAGCAGGUGUUGUCCAUGUGUAUGAGGGCUUUCGAGUUGACCUUGGGUUUUUCUCAGUCUCAGUUGUCUACCUUGGCAACUGUGUCUACUAUGUCCCGCAUGGGUUGCUGCAUAAUUUGGGGAUUGCUUGCAGAUGCCCAUGAAUCGAAGUAUGUUCUUGGAGGUGGAUUAUUAGUCAUGGGCAUGGCUUCGAUUGUUCUGAGUUCUGCAUCACAGUACAGAUCGAUUCUUUUCUUGCGUUUCCUACACGGUUUUGGGUUCGCUUGUGUCUAUCCCGUGCAACAAAAGAUUGUAUCGGAUUCAACUGGUUUAGAGGAUGCAAAGAAACGAAAGGGAGCAUCUGGACCACAAGGAUCAACUGGACAAGAAGGAUCAACUGAUUCUGAGGAGUUGCCGGAAUCAAAAAAAGCUAGUGGUAUGUUCACGAUUUUCCAGGCUCUAAACUGCAUCGGACGCCUGUUAUGCGCUGUUAUAACUACGCUCAUUGCGAAGAAAGUAUUAUUGGGAUAUUAUGGCUGGCGUACGUCAUACGUUGUGUUGGGGUACGUGUGGAUAUUGUUUGGUGUUGGGAUAGUGUUUGGAAUGCAAAAGAAGUGCGAUGAUGAAGCUGUUAAACGUGAUGGGGAAUUUGUGAAUCGCAUAGCAAGGGCCUUUACAGAAGUUCUUAAUAGGGCAACAACGUGGGUAUUAAUAUUUACGAUUUUCAUCGCAGAAGCUCCUAUGUGUGCGUUUAAUUACAUGACCAUAUACCUUCAAUAUUUGGGAGUAUCUGACACAAUGGCAGGAGUUGCGAUUGCAAUUACGUUGAUUGGAGGCGCAGCUGGAAGCGGAGCUGGAGGAGAAAUUAUAAAGAGAAUUGCGAAACACAGCUCAAAAGGAUAUGUUGAACUUGGUUCUGGAAUCGCAGUGAUGGUCGUCCGACUAAUCGUGUGUAUAUUAUUCUUCUUGGGGAGGCCACCAUGUGGGAAGUUGCUUUGGUAUCAUUAUGUAGAGUUGGCAACGCUUGGGGGGACAUUAGUAACGAUUGGAGGUGUAGAUAGGGCCAUCAUGAAGGAUGCCAUCGAAGAUGAUUUGCAGGCAACAGCAUCUGCCAUCAUUCGCACUAUAUCAGGCAUUUCAAGUAGCAUAAUUCUCUACCAGAUUUCUGCAUAUUUGACCGAGAAGGUGUUUGGAUACGUCCCGUCUAGGGAGUCGUUUGAAAGCAUGGAUGCAGCUGUUAAAGAAACAAAUGCAGAAGCUUUAAGGAAGUCAAUGAUGUACAUUAUUUUGGCGGGAACGUUGCUAAAUAUUAUUUGCUAUAUUGUGAUGUUUUUCACGUAUGAAACGGACAUAGGAGCAGUUAAAGUUGCAAAUGAGGCCGCUAAAAAGAGUGCGCAAGACCAAGGAUCAGUAAAAAAGUGA
Messenger RNA from Babesia ovata, 1512 nucleotides. Its product is annotated as major facilitator superfamily member protein. The transcript is spliced from 2 exons. NCBI's taxonomy places the organism in Eukaryota, Apicomplexa, Aconoidasida, Piroplasmida, Babesiidae. The record is from RefSeq and is a predicted model, not a curated record. Gene Ontology annotation, biological process: transmembrane transport. The coding region runs from base 1 to 1512 and encodes 503 amino acids. Gene Ontology annotation, molecular function: transmembrane transporter activity. Gene Ontology annotation, cellular component: membrane.